This is a messenger RNA of Solanum verrucosum, 784 nucleotides long. RefSeq names its product LOB domain-containing protein 13. The transcript is spliced from 3 exons. NCBI's taxonomy places the organism in Eukaryota, Viridiplantae, Streptophyta, Magnoliopsida, Solanales, Solanaceae. Bases 77 to 775 code for a protein of 232 amino acids. The record is from RefSeq and is a predicted model, not a curated record.
CUCUCUCCCUUUGAGAACUCAAUUAUCUUCAUCUUAAUUGCAACUUAUCUUCCAUCAACCUCAAGUCAUUUAUAGAAUGUCAAGAGAAAGGGAGAUAUUGGAUGAGAUGGGAAAGAAGUUAAAGGCAGAGAUAGAUAUUUCACAGCUACAUAUGCAACAACAAAUGGGAAGAAGACAGGUGUUGGGGCCUGUUGGGGGAGGAACAACAUUGAACAAUGUUACACCUUGUGCUGCUUGUAAACUUUUAAGAAGAAGAUGUGCUGAGGAAUGCCCUUUUUCUCCAUAUUUUUCCCCACAUGAACCUCACAAAUUUGCUGCUGUUCAUAAAGUCUUUGGGGCCAGCAAUGUCUCCAAGUUGCUCAUGGAGGUGCCUGUGGGACAAAGGGCAGAUGCAGCAAAUAGUUUGGUAUAUGAAGCAAAUGUGAGGCUAAGAGAUCCAGUGUAUGGAUGCAUGGGUGCAAUUUCAACUCUACAACAACAAAUUCAAAAUUUACAAGUUGAGCUUAAUACAAUUAGGGCUGAAAUUUUGAGAUACAAAUAUAGAGAAGCUGCUAAUAGUCUUAUUGCUUCUAUUUCCACCUCUGUGGCACCUGAGUUACCACAAGCUCCUCCUACUCCGCCACCACCACCACCACCACCCUCCAUGGUGGUGGUUUCGUCAUCAUCUUCUUCUGCUUCAUCAACUUCUUCUAAUUUAUACACACCGGCCUCAUCUAGUGUGGCAAACUUUAGUGCCAUUACCAAUAAUAACAUAUCGUAUUUUGAUCAGCAAUAGUCAUGUCAC